This is a messenger RNA of Cordyceps militaris CM01, 531 nucleotides long. RefSeq lists its product as uncharacterized. The coding region runs from base 1 to 531 and encodes 176 amino acids. NCBI's taxonomy places the organism in Eukaryota, Fungi, Ascomycota, Sordariomycetes, Hypocreales, Cordycipitaceae. The record is from RefSeq and is a predicted model, not a curated record. The transcript has 4 exons.
AUGCAAGGAGGGGCCCUGCGCGGCGGCACCGUUGCCAACGCCGUUCUCGCACGGUUUUCUACCAUCAAGCCCAUCUCAUUCACAGCCAUUCCUCUAUUCCCUACCAACUACUUUCUUCUUACUUUCUUCUACUUUCUUCUAUUUCUACUUCUUUACUCAUUUUCCGGCAAAAUGAAGUUUUCCACCACCACCGUCUUCAUCUCCCUGCUUGCGGGCGCGCUGGCCGGGCCCCUCCUUGCGACCGGUGGCGCGGACAAGCGCGACGUGACCGUGGCCGCCCGCUCCGGCGCGGCCGUGGCCGACGCCUACACCAUCAAGGCCCGGGUGGCCGACGGCGACGACGACGAUGACGAAUCUGCUCUGGAUAAGCGGGUGCCCAAGAAGAAGGCCGCCGCUGCCAAGGCUGCUGCUGACAAGGCUGCUGCUGACAAGGCCGCUGCUGGCAACGACGCCGCUGCUGCUGACAAGGCCGCUGCUGGUGGUGCCAACGGUGCUGCCAAGGAUGUUGCUUCUAUCCCCCCUCUGAACUAG